AAGGCUUCUUGUUUUGCUUGGCUUGCAGGAAGUUUGGGAAGUUUUCAGUUCUUCGUCGUUCUUAUUCGCCAUUUUUACAAACAUGAGUAAUGUUGUGCGAAUACAGCCGUUGCAGUACGUCCACGUACAGGAUCUGAAUACCAACAUCACCGUGCUGGAGGUUGGCCCAAAAUGCAUGAUACUACAGGAUAAUUAUGUAUUGGUGAAAGGUCCUUUGCCGUUCAUCGUGGUACCCCCUGGGCAUUACUGCGUUAUUGAAAACCCUGCCACUGAUACCCAUGAACCAGGCAAGCUGAGCAAUCUACGCCAUGGUUAUAGAGAAAUGAGGUUCCAUAAGGAGCCCUUUCCACUUUAUCCUGGAGAGAUUCUUGUUGGAGUGACUGAUGAAAAAGACUAUUAUAAAGCCAUCAAGAAAGUUCCUGUCAUAGCACCAGACCAAGGACUAAGGCUAUGUGCCACUGUGGAUCACAUAGAUGGGGAGGUGCAGCGAGUAGCAGGAGAAAUGUGGCAACUUGAAGGCCCACUCACCUACCAUCCAACUCCAUAUGCAGAAGUGACAUCAACCAUCAAAGCCAGCAUUAUCCACCCUGGGGAGGCAAUAAGGCUCAAAGCAAAGCAAGAUCUAAUAGACAAACAUGGAAAGAAACGAGUUACUGGUGAGGAGUGGCUGGUGCGGGAGCCAGGUGCUUAUUUGCCAGGAAUCUUUGAACAGGUCAAAGGUGUCCAGGGAGCCUACACACUUACUCUCGAAAAUGCCUUGCAUAUGAUGGCCAAGGAAACAUGUACUGAUGGCCUCGGGAAGAAAAGAAAUGCUGGUGAUGAGUGGCUUGUCACCAUAGAUGAUACUGAAUCUUAUAUCCCAGAGGUUUCCGAGCACUUAGUUAAGCAAGUCAGCAAGACAAUCCUGAAGAAAAGCCAGUUUUGUGUGGUCUUAGAUCCAGUCAACAGCAAAGGGAAAAAUCAGCUGGGCAAAAAAGAGCUGCGUAAGGGGGUCAUUUCCUUCUUCUUGCAUCCAGGCGAGUCUCUCGAAGCGGGGGUACAGACCGCCCACAUCCUUGAAGCCGAUGAGUCGCUUGUCCUGUCAGCUGUCAACAAGUUUAAGGACAAUUCUUAUCCUAAAGAACCGGUUACCCGUCUUCCUGGUGAUCGAUGGAUGAUUCUCGGCCCCAUGGAUUACGUACCUCCAAUCGAGGUCAAGAUUAUCGCCAGGAGGAAAGCGAUUCCCUUGAAUGAAAAUGAAGGCGUAUAUGUGCGAGAUACACAAAGUGGAGCUGUACGCGCCGUUAUGGGUCCUCAGUCAUAUCUCCUCAACACAUUUGAGGAGCUCUGGGAGAAGGAACUCCCCGAUGACAUGGAAAAAAUUCUCAGACAAGGUGGGGGCUUUGGCUCUGAGGAUAUCCGCAAGUUGGCUUACUUUGAGUCAUCAAUCGAUCCUGCCCUCGCCAAACAUGGUGGUCGUGAUAAGACUCGUGUCGUAGUCUAUAGGUGUCCUGGAAACACAGCUGUUCAGGUAUACGACUAUCGCAGGAAAUCAGCUCGAUUCAUAUUUGGACCAGAUUUGGCGGUGCUUGGACCCCACGAGAGUUUUAAUGUGCUGAGCCUUAGCGCCGGUAAGCCUAAACGUCCAAACGCCCUAAAGACAAUCUGCCUGAUGCUAGGACCUGAUUACAUCACAGACUUGUUGGAGGUGGAGACCACGGACCAUGCAAGACUUCUGAUCAAGAUAGCCAUGAACAAUUAUUUCGACGUUGAUCCGUCUGAUCCAGAAGCAGUGAAGGACAUGUUUUCAGUACCAGACUUUAUUGGAUUCGUCUGCAAGAAUAUUGCGAGUCGCAUCCGCGCUAAUGUCGCGCAGGUGACGUUUGACGAGUUCCAUCGCUACUCAGCCAAGAUCAUCAGGAAGGCGGUGUUUGGAGUGGAUGAGAAAGGAAAUGUCAGGAACAGACUGCGAUUUGACGAUAAUCGAUUGGUGGUGACUAACAUAGAUAUCCAGAGCAUCGAGCCUGUUGACCUGAAUAUGCGCGACAGCCUCAGCAAGUCUGUGCAGAUGGCCAUUGAGAUCUCCACAAAAUCUAUUGAGAUGGCUGCUGCACAGGAAGCCAAAAGAACGGAACAAGCUGCCCGAGGACAAUUAGAACGACAAAAACUCACCAACGAAAAGGAUGCUGAGGCUGCCCGUAAGAACCUUUAUGAGCUCCAGGCAAUAACAGCAGCUGUAGAGUCGUCAGGGCAGACGAAAGCUGAGUCCAAGGCAAAGGCGGAAAAACUCUUGAUCGAAGGUCAAAGUGCGAUAGAAUUGGCCAGGCUGAAGGCAGAAGCGGCGCAGAUAGAACUACAAGCGGAGUUGGAAUCAAGAAAGAUAAAACGCGAAGGGGAGCUCGACUUCCUUAAGAAGAAAAACGAACAGGAAAUACAGCGUGCCAAAGAACUGGCGGCCGUGGAGGUCGCCAAGUUCUCAGCCAAGGUGAAAUCAAUCAAGCCAAAAACAAUCAGCAACAUCGCUAAGUCAGGACCGCGCUCGAAGGCGGAGUUGCUCCAGUCACUUGGAAUAGAACAAGCUCUCAUUACGGAUGGCAAGACACCACUGAACUUGUUCCAAUCAGGUGGACAGAUAAGUACAACAGUGUUACGCGGUGCGCCUUAAGAACAAAGUAUACGGACGCUAAACAAACCCUAGAAUAGCAAGCACAUUAUCAGUUAACGAAAUCGCGAAUGCCAAACAAUCGAAAGACAUUUAGCAGUUGUACAUUAUUUACUUCGAUGACGUAUGGAGAGGCCAAAUCUCUCGAAAUCAGAAUUCAAUUUUGCGCAUGUGAACCUCCGUGCAAACGCUAAAUUAGCCAGUGCUGCUGGCACAGCAAUGUUAAAUUAGCCAGUACUGCUGGCCUAGCAAUGUUAAACUAGCCAGUACUGAUGGCCUAGCAAUGUUAAACUAGCCAGUACUGAUGGCCUAGCAAUGUUAAACUAGCCAGUACUGAUGGCCUAGCAAUGUUAAACUAGCCAGUACUGAUGGCCAAGCAAUGUAAGAUUAGCCAGUACUGCUGGCCUAGCAAUGUUAGAUUUGCCAGUACUGCUGGCCUAGCAAUGUUAAAUUAGCCAGUACUGCUGGCCUAGCAAUGUUAAAUUAGCCAGUACUGCUGGCCCAGCAAUGUUAAAUUAGCCAGUACUGCUGGCCCAGCAAUGUUAAAUUAGCCAGUACUGCUGGCCUAGCAAUGUUAGAUUAGCCAGUACUGCUGGCCUAGCAAUGUUAAAUUAGCCAGUACUGCUGGUCCAGCAAUGUUAGAUUAGCCAGUACUGCUGGCCAAGCAAUGUUAAAUAAGCCAGUACUGCUGGCCUAGCAAUGUUAAAUUAGCCAGUACUGCUGGCCCAGCAAUGUUAAAUUAGCCAGAACUGCUGGCCCAGCAAUGUUAGAUUAGCCAGUACUGCUGGCCCAGCAAUGUUAAACUAUCCAGUACUGCUGGCCUAGCAAUGUUAGAUUAGCCAGUACUGCUGGCCCAGCAAUGUUAGAUUAGCCAGAACUGCUGGCCCAGCAAUGUUAGAUUAGCCAGUACUGCUGGCCUAGCAAUGUUAAAUUAGCCAGUACUGCUGGCCUAGCAAUGUUAGAUUAGCCAGUACUGCUGGCCUAGCAAUGUUAAACUAUCCAGUACUGCUGGUCCAGCAAUGUUAGAUUAGCCAGAACUGCUGGCACAGCAAUGUUAAAUUAGCCAGUACUGCUGGCCUAGCAAUGUUAAAUUAGCCAGUACUGCUGGCCUAGCAAUGUUAAAUUAGCCAGUACUGCUGGCCUAGCAAUGUUAAAUUUGCCAGUACUGAUGGCCCAGCAAUGUUAAACUAGCCAGUAAUGCUGGCCUAGCAAUGUUAAAUUUGCCAGUACUGCUGGCCUAGCAAUGUUAAAUUAGCCAGAACUGCUGGCACAGCAAUGUUAAAUUAGCCAGUACUGCUGGCCUAGCAAUGUUAAAUUAGCCAGUACUGCUGGCCUAGCAAUGUUAAAUUAGCCAGUACUGCUGGCCCAGCAAUGUUAGAUUAGCCAGUACUGCUGGCCCAGCAAUGUUAAAUUUGCCAGUACUGCUGGCCUAGCAAUGUUAAAUUAGCCAGUACUGCUGGCCUAGCAAUGUUAAAUUAGCCAGUACUGUUGGCCUAGCAAUGUUAAAUUAGCCAUUACUGCUGGCCUAGCAAUGUUAAACUAGCCAGUACUGCUGGCCCAGCAAUGUUAGAUUAGCCAGUACUGCUGGCCUAGCAAUGUUAGAUUAGCCAGUACCGCUGGCACAGCAAUGCUGGCCCUGUUUCUACGCCAUUUUGAAAGGCAGCUGUGGAAAGGCAGCUGUGGAGUUAUUGGUCUACAUGCCUUGUAUCUUGUGGACCGAGCGUAGCUAAUUAAGCGAAACUGGUCGACGUUGACGCUGUUUGCACGAGUUUGAGCAUAUCGUAUAGAUGCACUUCAACAAGAAAUUCAUAGAAAGGUAGCUUCUAAUCACCUCUACAAAUCUGAAUGAAUUAGAUAAAUUAAGAAAUUUUCUCUUCUGAGGCAUGGUCCCCAAGAGGUGUAUAAAAUAAUAUCUGUCAAUAAGCAUUCAAUGCUGUUAUCAUGCAUUAUCAUCAUUUUUCUAAUAAGAAAAAGUAAUAAAACCCGAUAACUCAG
This is a messenger RNA of Nematostella vectensis (starlet sea anemone), 4636 nucleotides long. Its product is annotated as major vault protein. The transcript is spliced from 30 exons. The coding region runs from base 83 to 2644 and encodes 853 amino acids. NCBI's taxonomy places the organism in Eukaryota, Metazoa, Cnidaria, Anthozoa, Actiniaria, Edwardsiidae. Gene Ontology annotation, cellular component: nucleus; cytoplasm. The record is from RefSeq and is a predicted model, not a curated record.